AUGCUCUCGACAGCAGCCGUGCAGGCCUCAUCUUUGAGCGACAUCUGCUCCAGCGGCUACAUCAAAUCAGCUCUUUCCGCCAUCGACGUCCUAUCCGGCAUUACCAUAGACUCGUCGUCGAUUCAGACCAGCCUAGUCUCCAAUGCCAGCUUCCAGUCCGAGUGGUACCCCUCUGCCAGCGCCAGCUACUGCAACUUAACCUUUGCCUACUCACACGAUGGCAUUGCCGAUGAUGCGGUCCAUGUCUCUUAUUGGCUUCCUGCCCCGGACAAAUUCGAGAACCGCUAUGUAUCCACCGGUGGUGGUGGUCUCGCCAUCAAUUCGGGAGGCCAAUAUGCUCCCUCUGGACUGAUUGUCGGUGCCGUUUCUGGUAUUACCGAUGGAGGAUUUGGAUCCUUCACCACUCAAUGGGACGAAGUAUUCCUUCUAGCCAACGGUACUAUCAACUGGCAGAGUGUGUACAUGUUUGGCUACCAGGCCCACCACGAACUUGCGCUACUUGGAAAGGAUUUAGCCCGAAGCCUGUACAACGUCUCGGAUAGUUCAAAGGUCUACUCAUACUAUCAGGGUUGUUCCGAAGGCGGUCGUGAGGGCUGGAGCCAAGUGCAGCGAUUUGCCUCUCAAUUUGAUGGCGCGGCCAUUGGUGCCCCAGCCUUCCGCUACGGUCAACAGCAGGUCAACCACUUGUUUGGCAACGUCAUUGAACAGACUCUGGACUAUUUCCCACCUUCUUGUGAGCUGGACAAAAUCUUGAACUUGACUAUUUCUGCUUGCGAUGGCCUGGACGGAAGGGAGGAUGGUAUUGUUUCACGCUCAGAUCUUUGCAAGUUGAACUUCAACCUCAACAGCACAAUUGGAACACCCUAUUCCUGUGAAGCUUCAAGUUCCAGUGGUGGACCAGGCGGACUACGCGUUCGUCAGUUCUCUCGACCAUCUACACCUGCUCAGAAUGGAACCAUCACCGCAGAGGGUGUCGCCGUUGUCCAAACCUUCUUUGAUGGCCUUCACGACUCCGAGGGACGACGCGUUUACCUCAACUAUCAACCGGGAUCUGGGUUUACUGAUCUUGCCACUGCCUAUGACGAAGAAAGCGAGAGCUGGAAGUUGAGUAUCAGCGGUCUCGGCGGCGAGUGGGUUGAACGCUACCUCUUACUCCAGAACGCGAGCACCAUUCCCAGUCUUGACAAUGUAACAUACGACACACUCAAGGAGUGGAUGGUGUAUGGUCAGAACAAAUAUGCAGACUCUCUUCAGACAUCGCAUCCCGAUCUCAGCGACUUCAAAGAUGCAGGCGGCAAGGUAAUUCACGUCCACGGCGAAUCAGACGACUCCAUCCCAGCUGGUUCGUCAGUGCAUUAUUACGAUUCUGUUCGCAACGUCAUGUUCCCCGACAAGAGCUACAAUGAGAGCGUGGCUGCUCUCGAUGACUUUUACAGACUGUUCCUCGUCCCUGGUGGAGCUCACUGUGGAAGUAACUCUAACCAGCCUGGUGGUGGUUGGCCACAAACUACGCUGCAGACUGUCAUUGAAUGGGUUGAGAAGGGUGUUGCUCCCAAGACCCUCAAGGGCACUGACGACAUUGACACUAUCUGCCGCUGGCCUCUUCGUCCCCUCUGGUCAGGCAAGAAUGCUUCGCAAAGCUGCGUGUACGAUCAAGAGUCACUUGAUACCUGGACGUAUGACUUUGAUGCUUACAAGCUUCCCCUGUACUAG
Molecule: messenger RNA, 1713 nt
Organism: Fusarium sp. VM40
Lineage: Eukaryota; Fungi; Ascomycota; Sordariomycetes; Hypocreales; Nectriaceae
Source: the annotation of a GenBank genome assembly